AUGACAGAUAAUCAACAACCGUCUAGAACACCAUGGGCCACUGCGACAAUCGUCGACCUGGACGCAUCAUACUAUCCGACAGUUCUGUCCUGGAAUGGCUCACCGCUCAAUACCAUUACGGUAGUACCGUCACCGUCGCUCUUUCUUCAAGUAACCUCUAGUGUUAAUCCUGGUCAACUGAUCGCUACAGUCAUAGCCGGGGCACCACCUAUAACAUUUGACGGACUCAUCCUGUCUCUCCAAACGAGCCCCGAGCAGGCUAUCUUGUUCACUGUCGAUGGAGUCCAAACGCAACAAGGCUCCACAGUCACCCAAGUACAGACCCAAACACAGCAGCAGACUCAACAAGUGAGUAAAACGAACCCGUCAACAAGGUCGGAAUCCUCAACAUUCGUUCGACCCACCACCGCAAUUACGCCGCCUCGUUCUACCAAAACCUCACGCCCUAAUCCUACCCGCAACGGCAGAUCCAAACCUGGCAUAGGAAGUGGCGCAAUCGCCGGAAUAGCGAUAGCAGGCAUUGUCAUCCUCGCCCUCAUCAUAGGCGGAUGGUACUUCUGGCGACGCAAGAAGCGGAGGGCACAACCACCCGCGGCGACACUCACCGAAGACGAGCUAGCCAGACGAGAAGGCGACGGCGACAAGAUGGUCCUCGGUGCAGAUCAGUCCGCCCCUACGGCUGGCGCAUACCAAACGCAAUACCAGGAGAUAUCAGGCAAUGGUCUUACACAGGAACUGGACCGGUUGCACCCAUGCAAAUAUGAGGUGGGGGAAGCGCAGGAGCUCAGGGCUGAAGACCAGCCGGGAGAGUUGCCGUAUAAUGGGAUGGAGGAACAUCGACGAGCGAAUGAGACUGGGGCGGUCGGAAGGGACGAUGGAGGUGAUGACAGGAAUGCGGAGAUGGUACCAGUAACGGGAGCGAACAAUUCGACGUCACAAGUCUCGCCACAUGUGGAAGCACAGAGAAAGAGGGAGGUGGAGUGGUUGGAGAUGGAAGAGACGAGAAUGAGGCAGCGGAGAGAGGCACUUUUACAACAAGGUGGUGGUCAACACACGUAA
Molecule: messenger RNA, 1059 nt
Organism: Alternaria incomplexa
Lineage: Eukaryota; Fungi; Ascomycota; Dothideomycetes; Pleosporales; Pleosporaceae
Exons: 1
Coding region: 1-1059 (352 amino acids)
Source: RefSeq, a predicted model, not a curated record